ACAAACAGCACGAGUCCAGCCUUAUGGAAAGAUACUCACUCCAGAAAGUCAUCGGUGAGGGGUCUUUCGGUCGGGCUUUGUUAGUCCGGUGCAAAAGCAGCCAGGAGAAGUAUGUGGUCAAGGAAAUCCAGCUGCCAAAGAAUCACUCCAAAUUGGAGAAUUCGAGGAGGGAAGCCGUCCUGCUGUCCAGAAUGAAACAUCCUAAUAUUGUGGCCUUCAGGGAGGCAUUCGAAGCCGAUGACCUCCUGUGUAUUGUUAUGGAGUACUGCAGUGGAGGAGACCUGCUCCAGAGGAUCCGGCAACAGAAAACUACACAGUUCUGUGUUGAUGAUAUCUUGAGGUGGUUUGCUCAAAUGUGUUCUGCUGCACUGCAUAUCCAUGAUAAACGGGUUUUGCACAGAGAUCUGAAGUCAAAGAACAUUUUCCUGACAGAUAAUGGGGCAAUCAAGCUUGGGGACUUUGGCUCAGCGUGUAUUCUGAACAGCUCAAAGGCAUAUGCUCAUACAUAUGUUGGGACACCAUAUUACGUAGCUCCAGAAAUCUGGGACAACAAGCCAUACAACAAUAAGAGUGAUGUGUGGUCUCUGGGCUGCGUUCUCUACGAGCUCUGCACCCUGCGACACCCGUUUCAGGCAUCCAGCUGGAAGAGUCUGAUUCUUAAGGUGUGCCGGGGUGCGUACCCUCCUCUCCCUGAGCACCUGCCCUACGAGCUGCGCUAUUUAAUCAAGCAGAUGUUCAAGACAAACCCAAAAGACAGGCCGUCCCUGCACAGCAUCCUGACCUCCCACAGGGUUUCCAGAAUCCUACGAACACAUCUGCCCUCCCAGGCGGCAGAGACGCAGGAACAGGGGAGGUCGAUGCAAGGUCGAUGGAACAGAGAAGAAGGGAAGAAGGUGGCUAAUCUUCUGGGAGAGAAGAGUUUAAUAAAAACAUCAACAUUUGAAGGUGUGGAGUUGCCUGAAGCACACUGCGAAAGCACAGAGUCGGCUCCUCGAAAGCAGUGGGCCGCUCAGCCUUCAGACACUGUGCUGAACAUGUUGGCCAAAGCCAGUCUUGUCUCAUCUGACAGUAUGGCGUCAACCAACCAGACCCUCUCAGGUGUGUCAGAGGAGCCAGAGGACAGCAGGCAGAGGAGACAAUGGGACAGAAAUCCUCCUGAGAAGCUUCUUGGUCUAUUGGAGAAGGCCAGGCUGAGCCGAGCCUUCAGCACCUUUUUAAUAAACGCAGGAGGUGACGACCCUCUGGUGGGACCGCUCUCCCCUUCACAGGGAGACGACACUGACGGUCCUGAACCUGAGGUGGUUGUCGAUGAGGAGCGUCUGCAGCCUCGCUCUGAUGAUGAGGACACAGACUUUGAGGAAGAAUCUCCAUGUGACUGGAUGGAUGAAGUGGAGAAAAUGUUUUCAGAACACUAAAUCCUCGUUCCCUCCAAGCCAACACAAUCACAAGGCUGUGAUAAUGUUUACACUCACUAAAGGCACUAACUGUUUGCCAAAGUCAUUUCAUGUAUAAGAGACCAAGUAUAAAAGAGGACCAAUUUUUAUAGCAGGUUAAAUCCAAGUUUAAAAAAGCACAAUUAAGCUCAGACAGUAACACUGAGACUUCUUUUUUUUAUUGUAUGUUUCCAUUUCUGUGCUGAUUUUUGCCAAUGUGAUCACACUACUGCAACAAAACACUAAAAAUAGAACUGAAUAUGUUUCAGCCUUUUUUACAUAAAGAUGUUGAGAUGUG
Molecule: messenger RNA, 1731 nt
Organism: Centropristis striata (black sea bass)
Lineage: Eukaryota; Metazoa; Chordata; Actinopteri; Perciformes; Serranidae
Gene: nek3
Product: NIMA related kinase 3
Exons: 14
Coding region: 24-1415 (463 amino acids)
Biological process (GO): protein phosphorylation
Molecular function (GO): protein kinase activity; ATP binding
Source: RefSeq, a predicted model, not a curated record